Molecule: messenger RNA, 2571 nt
Organism: Agelaius phoeniceus (red-winged blackbird)
Lineage: Eukaryota; Metazoa; Chordata; Aves; Passeriformes; Icteridae
Source: RefSeq, a predicted model, not a curated record
CCGCCGCCCCGCACGGACGGGCUCGCUCCGCGCUCCGCCGCCGCCGCCAUGGCCGAUCCCGCCGCGCAGUCCUCGCUCGUCUCCUCCAGCUCCUCUUCCACCUCCGUGACCUCGUCCUCCGCCUCCUCCCCGCGGGGCCUGGUCGGCGGUUCCAUGUCGUGCUCCGCGGCGCCGGGCGGGCGGGACCGGGGUCCGGCCCCGCUGGGGGGGAUCCCGCAGAGCCCCCCCGAGUCCCCGGAGUCGCCGUUCGAGGUGGUCCCGGACCGCGCCGCCUUCGACCGCGAGUUCGGGCCCGCCCUGGCGCAGAUCCCCGAGGGCCGCGAGUGCCACUUCCCGCCCCAGCCCCGCGGCGGCACCGGCGGCGGCCCCGGGCGGGCGGCGCUGGGCCGGCCCCCGCCCGGCUCGGCGGCGGCGCUGGAGGAGGUGUCGCGGUGCGUGCGGGAGAUGCACAGCUUCACCAGCGAGCUGCUCUCCUGGCACCUGGUGGAGCCGCAGGGCCACGGCGACACCGGCGACAGCGGCGGGGACAGCGGCGGGGACAGCGGCGAUGGCGGCGUCAGGAACGGCAUUAACGGCCUGGGGAACGGCGGCACCGGGGGCACCUCAAUGGGGAACGGUGGCACCGGGGGCACCGGCACUGGGAGCGGCACCAUCGGGGUCACUGCCGUGGGGAAUGGUGGCACCGCAAUGGGGAAAGGUGGCACCGGUGUCACCUCAGUGGGGAAUGGUGUCACUGGUGUCACCUCAGUGGGGAAUGGCGUUAGUGGCAUUGGGAAUGGUGUCAUUGGUGUCACCACAAUGGGGAAUGGUGUCACCAGUGUCACCUCAGUGGGGAAUGGUGUCACUGGUGUCACAAGCAUUGGGAAUGGUGUUAGUGGCAUUGGGAAUGGCAUCAUUGGUGUCACCAGUGCUGGGAAUGGUGUCACCGGUGUCACCAGUAUUGGGAAUGGUGUCACUGGUGUCACUGCCAUGGGGAAUGAUGUCAGUGCUGUCACCACAAUGGGGAAAGGUGUCACCAGCACUGGCAGUGGCAUUACCAGUGUCGCUGCCAUUGGGGAUGGUGUCACUGGCGCCGGGAGCAGUGUCACCGCUGUCACCAGUGUCCCCAGCAUUGGGAAUGGCAUCGCUGGUGUCACCAGUGUCCCCGGCAUUGGGAAUGGCGUCGCUGGUGUUGGCAGUGGCCUCGGGGGUGGCAUCGGCAGCGGUGUCACCGGCAUCGGGAGUGACGUCACCGCCCCUGGGAAUGGUGUCCCCAGCGGUGGCAUCGCCGCUGUCCCCGCUGUCCCCACGGACGCCGACAGCUCCGGUGACUCCGACGACACCGUCAUCGAGGAGGCGCCGGGCGAGGCCGCCCCUGCUGUGCCCCGGGAUGUCCCCAAGGGUGUCCCCGAGGGUGUCCCCAAGGAUGUCCCCAAGGCUGUCCCCGCUGUCCCCGUCCCGCCGGGCUCCCGGGACUGGGAGCAGGAGCACCAGACCCUGCGGGCGCUGCAGGAACUGGGGGAGCCCCCCCAGGCCCCCCCGGCCGGGCCCCUGCCCCGCCUGGCAGCCAUUCAGGACCUGCUCUUCUGGCGGGAUGUGAAGAAGAGCGCGGUGGCCUUCGGCGCCAGCCUGGUGCUGCUGCUGUCGCUGGCCACGCUCAGCGCUGUCACCGUGGUGGCGCACGUGGCGCUGGCCCUGCUCUCGGUCACCAUCAGCCUCAGGGUCUACAGGGCCGUGGUGCAGGCGCUGCAGAAAUCCGACGAGGGGCACCCCUUCAGAGCGUACCUGGACCUGGACGUGGCGCUGUCCCCCGAGAGCCUCCAGGCGCACGCGGCCGCGCUGGCCCAGCAGCUGAACCGGGCCCUGCGCCUGCUGCUCCACCUCUUCCUGGUGGAGGACCUGGUGGAUUCCCUGGAGCUCGCCCUGACCAUGUGGCUGAUGACCUACGUGGGAGCCGUGUUCAACGGCAUCACCCUCCUCAUCCUCGCCGACAUCUUGGCCUUCACCUUCCCGCCCCUGUACGAGAAAUACGAGGUGCAGAUCAAUCACUACAUGGCCCUCGUCCGCCACCAGACCAAGGACCUCAUGGCCAAGAUCCAGGCGAAGCUCCCGGGCCUGGCCAAGAAGAAGCCGGAAUAAACCCCGGGGUGGGGGAGGGGGAGUUUGGGGGUACCCAGCGCUGCCCCCCCCCCACUCCAAGCUUGUCUGUCCCCCCCCCCCCAAACUCCACCCACCCCCCCAAAGUUUGUUCCCCUCCCCCAAUCUCACAGUGACGUCCGUCUGUGCCCCCCCCACCUCCCCCCAGUUGAAAUGGGGGGGGGGGGAGUGAACCCCCAAAAUCGCCCCCCCCGGGGGGGCCCCCCCAAGCUCGUUCCCCCCCCCCAGUUUUAUUUUUUUAAGGUUAAUUGAGGUGAAAUGUCUGUAACUGCUGUAAAUGGGGGAGGGGGGGCUCGGCCCCGCCCACAGCCCCCCCAGACCGCGCCCCCCAACCCCCCCUCGCUGCUGGGGGGUGGGAAAUGGGGGAGACCCCCCCCCCCCCCAAAAAAACAUCCACCCGCGGGGCUGCGGCCACAAUAAAACAUCGCGACAAGG